AUGGACAUCGUAGCUUCUGCUCAAGCCGCCGCGACGCUAGCUGGCAUGUUUCUCGAAAUUGUACAGGUCACAAAGCAUGUUAUCGAGAACAUGAAAGGAGCACGAGCUAGUCUAGUGGAAAGGUUCACUCGCGCAGAACGCAUCCGUCUAAACCUGGAGCUCUUCCGCAGUGGCUGUCAGCUCGCGGUCGAGGGUUACGAUAUCGUUUGUGAGAUUACGGGCAAGAGCCUGAAAGCUGCAUAUGACACGAUUCGCGACAAAUGUGGAACCAAAUGUGGUGUUGCCGAAUUCGGGAAUGACUGUCAGGUCGGGAUGGCGACUUGGGAGGAUGGAUCAUGCGGCACGACUGCUAAGGGUGGCAUUGACCUGACCAAUCCUGCUAAUUGGAACUGA
This is a messenger RNA of Penicillium arizonense, 393 nucleotides long. RefSeq lists its product as uncharacterized. The transcript is spliced from 3 exons. NCBI's taxonomy places the organism in Eukaryota, Fungi, Ascomycota, Eurotiomycetes, Eurotiales, Aspergillaceae. The record is from RefSeq and is a predicted model, not a curated record. The coding region runs from base 1 to 393 and encodes 130 amino acids.